AUGUAUCGCCAACUUUUCGAGCAUAUCGAGGUGACUGCUCAGCGUGAGCCCGAGGUCAAGGUGAGCUCCAAUCGAUAAUUUUAACGCUCAGAAACUUGAAUUUAGGCGAAUUCCGUGGAAAAUGAGCAAAAAUCUCCAGCGAAACCCGUAAAUUCAUCGGAAAUCGUUCAAAUGUCAAAGGCAAACGAGGUGAAACCCGGGAAGAUCAGCGAGAAGUCGUCGUCGGGAUCGGCGUCGUCAGAGAAGGAGAACAGCGAGCCGUUGGAUGCAAUCGGUGAGUCCAAUGGCUUCUCCCACUCUAAUCCCAUCAUUAUCAACCGCGGGCGGCCGUCAUUUUGCGCACGUUUUUACGAGCAAAUCUCUUUUUGACUAUAAUUAUGAGGUCUUCGAUUGAAAUCCGAAUCGAGUUAGCCUCCCCUAGACCGAUUCGGAAUCUUUUUGAGCGAAUGACGGAGGCGCGUCCGGAUUACUCACUAGGUUUGUUUCUAAUGUCGUCACGCUUACGUUAUUUGCUGCCAGUUGGAAGUUCAGCGACUAAUCGGAUCAAAAACGGGAAUUUCCAGGGCAAAAGAUAUUCGACGAGACGUCUCGUCUGUCCGAUCGGCAGAGGGAAAUCAUACAGAAGACGUUUACGAGCGUUGAGAAGGAUUGCGUCCGAAAUGGGCUCAAGAUCUUCGUCAGGUACGUAGAUCGAUAGUAUUGACAAGAAUCGCAUCUUUUUUGCAGACUUUUUGCGGAAUACCCUCGCUACAAGUUGAUUUGGCCUCAAUUCCGCGCGAUUCCCGAUUCGAGUUUGAUGAAUGCGGUCGAGUUACGGUAAGAAGAUGGUAGACGGAGAUCCGAGUGGAAAAUUGGAAUCUUUUUAAGAAGACACGCAUCGGUGUACUUGAAAGGUCUCGGAAGGAUCAUCGAAUCGAUGCGGAACGAAGAGGAAUUGGCAAAAUCCAUGUCACGCAUCGCUCAGGCUCACAUCAAAUGGAAUGUUCAGCGGAAUCACGUUAUUGUCAGUUUCUGUUACAAAAAAAAACAAAAGUUCUAGAAUUUCGACUCACGACUCAAAAUUAUGGCUUGAAAGAGUCAGGGCCGAUCGAAUGAGCGAAAGUGUCUCAAAAAUCCACCUCUAACCGAGUCCGAAGCAAAAAACCUUUAAAAAACGUUUCCAGCACAUGAUCGAGCCGGUUCUGGAAGUGGUCAAAGAGUGCAACGGCUACCAAUUGGACGAGGAGACGCGCCAAUCGUGGACGGUCCUCUAUCAGGUCAUCGCAAAUCUAAUCGAAAUUUUCCGUUGUCGCACUGCGAACGAAUAA
Caenorhabditis sp. 36 PRJEB53466 is the source of this 1307-nucleotide messenger RNA. NCBI's taxonomy places the organism in Eukaryota, Metazoa, Nematoda, Chromadorea, Rhabditida, Rhabditidae. The record is from the annotation of a GenBank genome assembly.